GCACUCAGAAAGUAUAUAUAUUUCAAAAGACCUAUGUUUAUAUACAGUUAGAGCAUGUAUAGACAGUUAGUACUGUGUUAUACACAAGAUAGAAACGGUAUAAUAGUACAAUGUGUGUAUUCAUUUUGCCCAUUCUGUUGAAAGACUUUCUUAAAUGUAAGUAAACGGAAUGAAAUGGGGAGUGACCUUCCUGAAGGGACAUACACCCGUGAAUGGGAGAGCCAAGCGGUUAAAUAUUGACUAUUCCUUUAAGAGCAGAGUAUCAGCCCAGCAGUCAGCAAACAGUGUAGGGAGGUGCUUAGGAAUGUCACAUUGCUGAAGUGCUUAGGAACGUCACAUUGCUGAGGUGCUUAGGAAUGUCACAUUGCUGAGGUGCUUAGGAACGUCACAUUGCUGAGGUGCUUAGGAACGUCACAUUGCUGAAGUGCUUAGGAACGUCACAUUGCUGAGGUGCUUAGGAACGUCACAUUGCUGAGGUGCUUAGGAACGUCACAUUGCUGAGGUGCUUAGGAACGUCACAUUGCUGAGGUGCUUAGGAACGUCACAUUGCUGAGGUGCUUAGGAACGUCACAUUGCUGAGGUGCUUAGGAACGUCACAUUGCUGAGGUGCUUAGGAACGUCACAUUGCUGAGGUGCUUAGGAACGUCACAUUGCUGAGGUGCUUAGGAACGUCACAUUGCUGAAGUGAAACUAAAAUGACAACCUAAAUGUUAUGAACAGGAUCGAAUGUUUACACUUUAAAGAAUCUAUCUAUACAGCUGUACUGUUACCUACUGUAGUCUCCAGUCCUGGAGCCUUUUUCUGAUCAGAGGAAGAGAACUAACAGAGUCAACAGACUCUGAGGUGAGUAAAGAGAAGAUAGAGUUAUAAUAUGUGAUAAUCUUCACUGCUAUGGUGCGCUGUAUUGAGAAAAGCCAGGCUGAGCUCAUUGAGGUGGUUGAGGGGAAGCAGAAAGCAGCAGAGAGGCGGGCUGAAGGGCUCAUUGAAGAGUUGGAGCAGGAAAUCACUGAGCUAAAGAGAGGAAGCACUGAGCUGGAGCAGCUCUCAGAUAUUGAGGACCACCUUCACCUCCUUCACAGCUCCCCAUCCCUCUGUACUACCCUUCCACACACAAAUAACUGGUCUGAGAUCUGUGUUCAUAGCAGUGUGGGUGUGGGGACUCUGGGGAGAGUUUUGUCUCAGCUGGAGGAGACCCUCGGUAAAGAGAUGAAAAAUGUGUGUGUUGCUGAUCUGAAGAAGAUACAGCAGUAUGCAGUGGAUGUGACUCUGGACCCUGAUACAGCAUAUGCCAAACUCAUCCUGUCUAAGGACAGGAAACAAGUGAGAUAUGGAGACAAAAAGCAGAAUCUCCCUGCCAACCCAGAGAGAUGUGAUUAUCAUACCCGUGUUUUAGGAAAGGAUGGGUUCUCCUCGGGGAGAUUCUACUAUGAAGUUCAGGUGAAAGGGAGGACUUCGUGGGGUUUAGGAAUGGCUAGAGAGUCCAUCAACAGGAAGGGAGUGAAUCUAUUGAGUCUUGCCAAUGGAUACUGGGCUUUGGGGCUGGAGAAUGGGGAUGAGUAUGAGGUUUGCACUGGGUUUUAUGUCCCCCUCACCCUGAGAGAGAAGCCCCAGAAGGUGGGGGUGUUUGUGGAUUAUGAGGAGGGUGAGGUCUCCUUUUACAACGUGGAGGCCAGGUCUCAUAUCUACUCUUUCACUGGCUGCACCUUCACUGAGAGACUCCACCCACUGUUCUCUACAGGCUAUCAUCCUUCCAACACAACUCCUCUUAUCAUCUCUCCCAUCAAGUCUGACUGAGUUUAGGGAACAGGGAAUUCAGUCACACAGACACAAAGCAUGUGCACAAUAUCACUGUGUUUAUAUUUGUACAUUCAUUAGAGAAUAUGUUUGUAUAUGUUUAGCAGCUUAUUUAUUUGCAUUCUGCUGGUAUCUUCUCUGAUAUCAUAACACUGUAUAUUACAAUGAAAAUAUAAAAGUUUUACAUUUGAGUCCAUGUGCAAUUUCUCCCUUGGAUUUACCAACUAUGCAUACUGUCAGAGCCGGUCCUGACCUCCCUGGGGCCCUAAGCAAAAUUCUGCUAAGGGGCCCUCCUACCUGACCCGUGUGCCAUGUAAACCAUUUGCUAUUGCCACACAGUCACACCUGACACCCCAGUGCUCCCACUACAAUCCUCCCUCCCAGUGGCGGUUCAUUCAGACAUUUGGAACAACACAAAUAAAUAAUCAUAACAUUUAAAACUAUAUAAAUAUAAAUAUAUGUACAAAAAUAAGACUCAUAAAUAUCAAAAAAGAAGUAACAGAGACAAAUAGAAACAAAUUGUAGUAUAUAAAUACACAUAAUAUAGUGAAUCAAAUUAUUAUACUAUUCCCCUAUUGCUAACUGUAACGUCCGGGGUCUGGUGGGUGAGAAGUCAGGCGCAGGAAGCAGAGUGUCACACCCUGACCUUAGUAUUCAUUGUUUUCUUUGUUAUUUUGGUUAGGUCAGGGUGUGACAUGGGUGAUGUGUGUGUUUUUGUCUUGUCUAGGGGUUUUGUAUGUUUAUGGGGGUGUUUCCUAUCUCGGUGUAUGUCUAUGGUCUAUGGUUGCCUAGAUUGGUUCUCAAUUAGAGGCAGCUGUCUGUCUAUCGUUGUCUCUGAGUGUGAACCAUAUUUAGGCAGCCAUAUUCUUUGGGUAUUUUGUGGGUGAUUGUUCCUGUUUCAGUGUGCCAGUGUUUAGUGUUCACGUUACGUGUCGUCUUCGUUCAUUUUGUUGGUUUGUUGUUUUUGUUCAUUGUUUAAGUAAUUCCCAUUAAAUAUGGAUUAUAUUCACACUGCAUCU
Messenger RNA from Oncorhynchus keta (chum salmon), 2813 nucleotides. Its product is annotated as E3 ubiquitin-protein ligase TRIM21-like. Gene Ontology annotation, molecular function: protein binding. Bases 892 to 1794 code for a protein of 300 amino acids. The record is from RefSeq and is a predicted model, not a curated record. The transcript is spliced from 2 exons. NCBI's taxonomy places the organism in Eukaryota, Metazoa, Chordata, Actinopteri, Salmoniformes, Salmonidae.